CAGUCCAGUCGCAGUCAUAUCAGGCCCACAGAGAAAGCGGUCAAAGAUUAAUACACAGAGCUUCCCUAGCUGCAGAUAAGAGAACAAUCCUCAUGGCACAGAACACGUCAUCUAGUCACUGGAGAGAACAGGGGAAUGGCAUUUACAUAACAGCUAGGGAUAAUCUCUGCCCCUCCAUCAGAAAGGAACGGCUCAGACAGGCAGCAAACUGUUACUACAAAGCUUAUAACUUUAGUACUAAUGAAGAUGAAAAGGUGUCUGCUGCUAAGAACCUUGCUAUGGUGUCAUGGAAGACAGCACGGGUGGAUGAGGCAUGUUUGGAGAGGUUCUCCUUAAUGAUUCACCAGUACAAGGAGUCCUUCAAGUAUUUCUCCUUUGGUUUUCACCAUUCUGUCAACGUCAAGCCAGAGUCCUGGCGCGAUGGACUCCUGGCCUCAGCCAAGUCAUGCUGGGAGGAGUUAAGGGCGGGGCGAGUCAGCGAGCUUACUAUGGAGAACAGGGAUCAUACUUACCAUGAUCUCGUCCAGCACAUGCAGAUACCAGAGAUCCAGGCCGAGUGCUACAUUGAGCUCACUAACUGUCAUUUUCACUGUGGAAUCACUGCUAUUCAGAACAAGGAUUUUAAAAGAGGAUUGUAUGAGAUGAGGGACUGCUACAUGCCCAUCAAUGAGGCCAAGAGGCUCCAGGGAGAUAAAGCUAACCUCCAGGCAGAGGUUCGAAUCCUUGAGGAAGAUGUCUUCAUGCACCAGUGCAUGGCUGAAUCCUUGCAGGCCAUUAGUGUUGGUGAUCAGUUGUAUGGGAAGCUGUUAUUGGACGAGGAGGCCCUGAACAUGGAUAUGGUGUAUGAAGUGAUUGAUUGGUACAAACAGGCUGUUGUCCGCACACGUGAGGUUACAGAAGUUGAGAUGGAGGCUGUUGCUCUCAGCCGUCUAGGAAGGGUGUACGAUAAAAUUCUGAAAAUCAAGUACAAGGCCAAGGAGUAUUUGAUGAGGUCCAUGCAGUUAGCCCACUCCAUGCAUCCACGCACUUUUAACUCAGAAGACUGGUUCAAAGAUUGUGCAGAAAUUCUAGAGCGUUACCAGAAAGAGACCGUGUCAGCUGAGGAGGAAAAAUGGAACAAGGAACGAGAAGAGAUCAUAAAGGGCAUAGAGAAAGAAAUGAAGAACAUUGAGAAAGCUGAUGACAAGGACAGUCAGGAGUUCCUGCGUUACGUGUACAGAGUCUUCCCUCCAAAGAACAAAGAACACAAGCUAGAUGGAAAUGUGAAGAAGAAGGGGUCCUAUGUUGAUCAUUGUGCAUUGAAGAAAACGCUGCAGAAAGCUAUCAUCCAUUAUCACCCAGACAAAGUGGAUAUGGAGAAACAUGGGAAAGUGUGGAAGGUUCUCUCUGAGGAGAUCACAAAGAGGCUGACACGGAGAUACGAGGCCAUGAAGUAAAGGGUCGAUGAGAAUACCAGAACCAGAGAGAUCUGACAAAUAAACAUACGUGCAAAUUAUGUAAAAUCAUAUAAAAGUUUCAGAAAUCAUUCAGUUGUAAACAAAAAAGAAAAGAAACUCACUUCCUUAUAUUUUGACAUAUGAUGAAAAAAUAACAGCAAUUGGAAGCACUAAGUAUUGAAAUUAGACGUUGGGAAAUCAUCGUAUUAAAAAUCAGAGUCAGAUUUUUUUUUUUCCUUUUAUAUGUUUUGAUGUACAAAUUAGAUACAAAAAAAGCUUUGAAUACCUAAAAGAGACCAAUGGCUUUCAGCAGGAUUAGUUUCUUCUGAUGCCAGCUGUUAUUAAACUGAAAUAUUUCCUUCACUGAUAAAUGGAAGUCACUGAAUACUAGUAUAAUUAUGGUUAUUUUGAAGAAACUGAUAGACAAAUUAAUAUUCCUUAUGUCAAAUACUACACCUGGCUCUCGUAAGCAUUUCAGAUUUUCAAUUUAUGUCGGUAUAAAUUGUUUUCUCUUCGCAAUAAUAUUAACAGGUUACUUUUUAUGUCUAGCUGUUUUAAAUAGAUUUUUUUUCUAAAGUUAUCUUAGUGUUUACUAAUAUUAAGCAGAAAUUUACCUGUAUUUUAGUGCCAUGAAUUUUUUUUAUUAUGUUUCACCCUUGUUUGUAUUGCAUGCAUAGUAGUAUUUAGCUGUCUAGUCAUUGAUUAGUCUUUCAUAAGUGUUUUAAGGAUUAGUGCUGUAAUUAGUACUUUUAGUAUUAGUGCUUAGUAUUUGUAUUUGUAUCUUCUGGUUUAUUAUGCUUAGUUGUAUCUUCUGGAUUAUUCAUGUUAUUAUUUGGUUAAAAUCAGGUUAGCUUUGGUGAAUUUUUUUUAAC
Molecule: messenger RNA, 2308 nt
Organism: Saccostrea echinata
Lineage: Eukaryota; Metazoa; Mollusca; Bivalvia; Ostreida; Ostreidae
Exons: 7
Coding region: 93-1436 (447 amino acids)
Source: RefSeq, a predicted model, not a curated record